Dovyalis caffra is the source of this 630-nucleotide messenger RNA. The record is from the annotation of a GenBank genome assembly. Lineage: Eukaryota; Viridiplantae; Streptophyta; Magnoliopsida; Malpighiales; Salicaceae.
AUGGGUCAUUGGUAUGGCUAUGUUACUCCUGAAGAUGUGCCUGAAAUAUUGGAUCAGCAUAUUGAGAAGGGAAUAGUUAUUGAACGGAUUUGGAGGACUCGGAAACCAGAUUGGGAAAGAAAUGAGACUUGGUCGGAUAUGAAUGGAGAAAUCCUGGUGAAAAUUGGCAUUGUUGAGAGAAUAAACCAAUGUGUUUGUUCUUGCUUGAAAAACGUACCUGUUGCUGCUGUCAUCAUUGGUGUAGGAAAGAAAAUGAAUAACCUACUUGUUUAUUUAACUAGGGGUCAAAUGGGGCUAUCUACUGAAGAAGGUGAACAAAAGCUUCCAAAUGGAAAAGAUGAGACCAAGAGCAAUAAGCAUGAAGAAACCAUCACCGAGGCUGCGAGGGACAACGGUGGUAGCUGUUGCCAGGGUGCUAAUGGCUUUUCAUGCUGCAGAGAUGGGAGUUCAGAGAUAAUCAAAGAAAAGAAACUGGAGGAGAACGUCAAAGGGCAUAGAAAGACAGGGCUGGAUAAACUAUCAAGGUGGAUAGGAUCAGUGGAGCAAAGUGAGGUUCUUGCAGCUGUUGCUGUAGUUGGAGCAGUGGCGACUGUUGCAGUGGCUUAUAGCUUUUAUAAAAGGUCAGGCUGA